AUGGGUAUUCUACUAGAACCAUACCAUUACCUUCUCGCACACCCUGGCAAAGAAAUUCGAAGUAAAUUGAUUGAAGCAUUUGAUUGGUGGCUCAAAGUUCCCAAAGAACAACUAGUCGUUAUAACAAAAGUUGUCGAAAUGCUGCAUACUGCAAGUUUAUUGAUUGAUGACGUAGAAGAUGACUCUACACUAAGACGAGGUGUUCCAGUCGCCCACCAAAUUUAUGGUGUACCGGCGACAAUCAACUGCGCCAACUACGUAUACUUUCUCGCAUUAAAUGAACUCGCGAAACUCGAGAAUCCGAUAAUGUUUACUAUCUAUACCGAGGAAUUGAUGAAUUUGCAUCGUGGACAGGGGAUGGAAUUAUAUUGGCGUGAUACGUUGGUGUGUCCAUCCGAAGAAGAGUUUAUUGAAAUGGUUUCAAAUAAAACCGGUGGUCUCUUAAGACUUGCUGUGAAAUUAAUGUCUGGAGCUAGCAGUAUAAACGAUAGCGAUUAUGUAAAUCUAGUAAACAUGAUCGGGAUACACUUUCAAGUCAGAGAUGAUUACAUGAACCUACAAUCCUCUGUCUACACUGAUAACAAAGGUUUCUGUGAAGAUUUGACUGAAGGAAAAUUCUCAUUUCCAAUCAUACAUUCGAUACAAUCCGAUUUAUCAAAUCGUCAAUUAUUAAACAUUCUAAAACAACACACCUCAUCAAUUGACCUAAAGCACUACGCCGUAAAACUAAUGCAGGAAAGCGGAUCGUUCAAAUACACCGAACAAUUUCUUGCAAAAACAGAACAGAAAGCGCGUGACGAGAUCAAACGACUUGGUGGUAACCCGAUGCUCGAGAAAAUUAUUGACUUGUUGUCUGUUCCUUCAUCGGAAAAUGUUGGUGAUGGCAGUGUGAAAAAGAGCGAAGCGCAGUCGUCUACUGUAACUACUACUGCUGCUUCGACAAAAUAA
Messenger RNA from Ambispora gerdemannii, 948 nucleotides. NCBI's taxonomy places the organism in Eukaryota, Fungi, Glomeromycota, Glomeromycetes, Archaeosporales, Ambisporaceae. The record is from the annotation of a GenBank genome assembly.